UCACUUGCCAUGCCCCUCCCUUCUUUAGUGGUAGAGUCCAUUUUGGGGCGGAGUUCCAAGUGAGACGGUUCGUUGUGCGGUGUGUGUGUGUGUGUGUGUGGGGGGGGUGUUUUUCGCGCCUGCGCAGGAGCCUUUGUGUAGUGCGUGAAGCGUUGGUCGUGCAGUUUUAUUUUUCCUUUCUCGCCUCCUGGUCCUUCGGGCGUUUCGUGCCGGUUCCUCGUCAGCUUUCUCCGUCGCCUCCAGAGGCAGCGUGCCAUGGCCGACCCGCGCAUCCGGCAGAUCAAAAUAAAAACGGGCGUAGUGAAGCGCUUGGCAAAAGAAAAGAUUAUGUAUGAAAAAGAAGCAAAACAACAAGAAGAAAAGAUUGAGAAAAUGAAAACUGAAGAUCCAGAUGACUAUUCAAUUAAAAAGCAGACUGAAGUCUUGCAAGAAUCACGAAUGAUGAUUCCAGAUUGCCAACGCAGAUUAGAAGCUGCACGUGCAGAUCUUGCUCAGCUAUUAGAAAAUGAAAAAGAAUUGGAAGAAGCCGAAGAAUAUAAAGAUGCACUCUCAGUACUGGAAUCAAUAAAGUUAGAGGCUUAGACUGAGUUUUGAGUACUUCAUAUAUGUCUCAGUAUUGGGUCCAUUGUCACUCUUUACCAAUGUUUGGCCAUUGCUGUAUUUAUCUGAGUAGUGUUAAGAAUGAUUGUGUGCUAAAACUAUAUUUUAUGCAUAGCAAAUUAGUAGUCCCUUUCUCUCUUUUAGAUUUUUUGGAAAACCCUGUUGAAAACUGUGUCAUCAUACUACAAACUACAAAUUAAAAAAAAUGAAGUAAACCAAGAGAGCAGUUUUCUAAUGAUUUGUAUUAUAAAUGGUAGCUGUAUUCAGCCCCGACAAUAUUAACUUGGUGUUUCCGCCUAUAGUAGUCCAUCAGAUGGAGGUGUUACAGAAGGAAUGACAUCCCUGCUGGCUGCUGUUACAGAUGUAGCAAAACUUAGGCAUGGCAUGGCCAUUCCUUUGGAUAUUUCAUGCCAGUUUUCUGCCAGUACCUAAUUUGUGCGUACCUGUUAAUGGACUGAGUAAGCUAUUCUUGAGUUUCUAGUUUGUUGCAAUUUCCAUGUGUAGGCCAGUAGCACAAGUACAAGAUAUUUAAUUUUAUUUAAAAUAUCAUAUAUAUAUAUGCUUCCCAACAAGCAGAUGCCCUUGGGACAGUUUAUAAUUAUAAAACCCCACAGUAAUACAGUUGACUUUAGAAUUAAAAUAAUAAUUAAAAAAAAACAGCAGCAGAACUGAAGUCAGCAAACUAAAGAUUAAAUACCUACUAGUAGAUGAAGGUGUUAGCUUUGUGUCUAAUGAGGACACCAGAUUGGUCGUUCUGAUGAGGGUGUUCUGUUAAGUAAGGCAGCUACAUUGAAAACUUCCCCUGGUAUCCGGCCAUGACACCAUUAUGGUCAGUAGACAUCCUGAGAAGAGUCUUGGAAGACAAUCUUAUCAAUCUGCCAUAAAGAUGUGGGAUAUUUCACAUUGAUUGAGAAACUGAGACACAAGAUAAGCAUAAGAGAGCUGUGAAGUGCUUUGGAUCGAAUCUGUCUUAUCCAACAGAGAAAGAGAGAAGAUUGGAGGAGUGCCCCAAAUACAUGGGUAUUUGGUAUAUGGAAUAAUCCUUUUGGAUAAUUCUGGUCAAUUGGAACUAUAAGUGUCUCCAUGAGAACUUUAAAAUAACUAAUAGCAAGCUUUGCUCCUAUUCCUAUUUGUGGUUUCGUUUCUUGAUGCUGAAUGUUUGACAUUUAGUAUAAACAGUAUAUUCUUCCAACAAAAUAAAAAUAUAUUUUUAAAAAGGA
Pogona vitticeps (central bearded dragon) is the source of this 1820-nucleotide messenger RNA. The record is from RefSeq and is a predicted model, not a curated record. Lineage: Eukaryota; Metazoa; Chordata; Lepidosauria; Squamata; Agamidae.